AUUUUAGGGCUGAGGUGUGUGUGUGUGUGUGUGUGUGUGUGUGAGGUGGCAGUGGUAACAGCCAGUCUCAUAUGUCAGUGUACAGUGGAGCUUUGAGGCAGCUGCUCUUUGCAGGUUUGAUGCCCCAUUCAGAGGCCGGUUGCUUUCUCUGAAAAUGACCCUGCCUCUCCGCCGUGCAGGAAUGGCCACCACUGGGAACCUUUCUGAAGAGCAGGUGCACUGCUCCAUCUGUCUCGACGUCUUCACCAACCCGGUGUCCAUCCCUUGCGGACACAACUUCUGCCAGAGCUGCAUCCUUGGAUACUGGAAAACCAGCCCUUUGUACCAGUGUCCUAUGUGUAAGAAGUCUUUCCACAAAAGGCCUGAUAUUAGCAUUAACACGGUCCUCAGGGAAAUUGCGGAGCAGUUCAAGGAGAUCAGAGUUAGAAGUGCAGAAGGGACGGUGAGGGAGGAGGAGGAAGACAUAAAAGAAAAGAAGUGGACAAUGGAAAGAAGGAAAAAGGAGGAUGAGGAGAGGCUUUUGGAGAAAGAUCAGAAGCAGCUGCUUCUGGAGGAGCUGAAGCAGAAACAAGAGGAGGAGAGGAGAAAGAAAGAGAAACCUGGAGAGAAAAGGCCACUACAAGACGAGUUACCACCGCUGAUCCCACCUGUGUCAGCACCCAAAACCUCUCCUCCACCAUCACCUCAAGCCACAGCUCAGGGGCCGCCACUGACUCCACCUCAGCUGCCCCAAACAUCACCCCCACCCUCACCUCAAAUCACUGCUUCUCCAGCUCCUCAAAUCUCCCCUUUAUCUCCCUCCUCUUCCACCCCGCCUCCUUCCUGGGAGGAGGUCCUCUGUGAUGUCUGCCUGGGGAACGGCAGGCCAAAAGCGGUCAAAUCCUGCCUUGUGUGUCUGACUUCCUACUGCGAGGAGCAUCUGAAAUCUCAUUCCGCCAGGUUCACCAAGCACAAGCUGAUAGAGCCCGUAGCCAACAUGGAGGACAGGAUGUGUCCGAAGCACGAAAGGCUCCUGGAGCUGUUCUGUAAGAAGGAUCAGACUUGUGUGUGUGUGCUCUGUACUGAGACAGACCACAGGGCGCACUACACUGUCCCUGUGGAGAGAGAAUGGACAGACAAAAAGGCGCAGCUGAAGAGGACAGAAAUAGACGUCCAACAGAUGAUACAGGACAGAGUGAAAAAGGUGGAGGAGAUCAAACAGUGUGUGGAACUAAACAAAGCCAGUGCUCAGAGAGAGAUUGAGGAGAGUGUGCAGGUCUUCUCAGAGCUGGUGCGCUCCAUCCAGAGGACUCAGGCUGAACUGGUUUUGUCCAUUGAGGAGAAGCAGAGGCAGACGGAGAGGUGGGCUGAAGGCUUCAUCGCUGAGCUGGAUAGGGAAAUUGCUGAGCUGAAGAGGAGGAACACAGACUUGGAGAACAUGGCUCGGACUGACCACAUUCACUUCUUAAAGAACUUCCCAGCCCUUAGCACUCCACCUUCUGUCAAAGACUGGUCUGGAACCAGUGUUCCCACUGACACGUGUGUUGGCAUGAUCAGGCGAUCCAUAUCCAAACUGGAGGCCUCAUUAAAUGAAAUGAUUGGCAAACUGGCUGAAAGUGAGAUCAAAAAGGUUCUGAAAUAUGCAGUGGACGUCACUCUGGACCCUGACUCAGCCAACCCAUGGUUGCAGCUUUCUCAGGACAGACGUCAGGUGAGACACCUGGGUGCAUGGCAGGACCUCCCAGACAACCCAGACCGCUUUGACACAGUGGUCAUCGUCCUGGGCCGUGAGGGCUUCACUUCAGGGAGACAUUACUGGGAGGUUCAGGUGGGGGACAAAGACGACUGGUAUCUGGGCGUGGCCAGGUCUUCUGUCAACAGAAAGGGCAGGAUCUCUGUAAGCACAUCCCAGGGCUACUGGGCUCUGGCCAUGAAGAAAGGCCAGGGGUACCGAGUGUCAACAUCCCCGCCAAUACUGCUCCCCCUUAACCCCAAGCCCAAACAAGUGGGUGUGUACGUGGACUACGAGGAGGGGCAAGUGUCCUUUUAUGACGUUAGGGCUCGGACCCAUAUUUACACAUUCAAAGAUACGUUCAUGGAAAAGAUCUUGCCCUUUUUCUACCUGUACUGCUGCGACAAAGCCUCUGAUACCAUCGUGAUUUGUCCUGUGAAUGAGAAAAGCCUGAUCAAGCAAAGCUAAGGACAAGUUUGACUGUAACAACAACACUGAAAAGCCCCUAUGAAAACUGAAAUCCUGUAUUUUAUGAUUUAUGUAUAUUUAUUACAUGUAUAGUGUUGCUCAACAAACAUAUUAAUUGUACACGUGUUUUGUACACCACCCUGAUGUCUGUAUACUAAAUAUAAAAGCUAGAGCUAGUUGGCGGUUAGCUUGGCUGAACAUAAAGACUGUGAGCAGGGGGAACAGAGCUAGCCUGGCUCUUUCCAGAAGCAAAAAGAUAUAUAUAUGUAUAUAUACCUUUUUACCAGCACCCCUAAAGCUCCCUAAUUAUAGGAAUAGUUUCACAUUUUGAUAAAUAAACCAUUGUACUUUCUUUUGGGAAUGUGAAGAUACGACACGCAGUGUUACAUUGUGGGACGUGGGUGCCAUGUUUACAGCCACGAUCUCUGUUUACCUUUUCGGUGGCCGUUGCUAUGGCAGUUCUUGAUUGAGCUGCACUGACCAACCAUCGACGUUUAUCAAAACGUAAAAUCCAAACACAGCCUCCAACACACAAAUUCAAAUACAGUGGGGUAGAGCGGGUGCGAUCCUGUAAAUAUGGCGGUGGACCCAUAAUGACACACAGAGUGAUGUCACCUUCACAUUCCCUAUUGAGAUAUACGCUUAACCAGUUGCUUGCCAAGGGUUAGAUAAGAAAAUUCAUUAAACAAGCAUAAUAUAUUUCCUAAAUUUAACUAUGCCUUUAAAUGCAUGACAUUUUAAAGAAUCUAAAGAAAGUGUAGUUUUUAGAUCUCUGUUUGCACGUUGAUUUUUGAUUAAGUGUGAUUGAUGCAGCGAAGGUUUUAUGGUGAAGAGAGGUGUGUUUAUGAAUUCUAACAAUAAAUGUUCCCUCAAUUAUU
Molecule: messenger RNA, 3057 nt
Organism: Micropterus salmoides (largemouth bass)
Lineage: Eukaryota; Metazoa; Chordata; Actinopteri; Centrarchiformes; Centrarchidae
Product: E3 ubiquitin-protein ligase TRIM39
Exons: 7
Coding region: 155-2179 (674 amino acids)
Molecular function (GO): protein binding; zinc ion binding
Source: RefSeq, a predicted model, not a curated record